This is a messenger RNA of Pseudomyrmex gracilis, 2192 nucleotides long. Its product is annotated as bleomycin hydrolase. Gene Ontology annotation, biological process: L-homocysteine catabolic process; response to toxic substance; proteolysis. Gene Ontology annotation, molecular function: cysteine-type aminopeptidase activity. Gene Ontology annotation, cellular component: cytoplasm. The coding region runs from base 124 to 1488 and encodes 454 amino acids. The transcript has 4 exons. NCBI's taxonomy places the organism in Eukaryota, Metazoa, Arthropoda, Insecta, Hymenoptera, Formicidae. The record is from RefSeq and is a predicted model, not a curated record.
UCUCCCCCUUCCUCUAAAAACGCCACACGGUGAGAUUUUACCCCCUGGAUACAAUCAGAUACAACUUCUUGGCGUCAUCUAACUUGACCUCCUGAGUUGUUUGGUUCCUUACAAUUUGUCACGAUGGUUGUCUGUCCUCUAACUCCCGAACUUCUCAAUCAGCUUCGUGCGAAGUUUUACGCAGACAGCCGCAAUGUAUUGGCACAAAAUGUCUGCACAAAAACAAAUCCCAUCGAUGCCUGUUCUUCAAGAAAGAUUCUAGAGGAAUCUUAUCAUGUUUUUACCCAUAAAAUCGAGACCGAAGGCAAGCCUGUAACCAACCAGAAAAAUUCAGGAAGAUGCUGGUUAUUCGCAAUCUUAAAUGUCAUGAGAACCAGCUUCAUGAAACAACAUAACUUAGAUGAGUUUGAAUUUAGCCAGGCUUACUUGUUCUUUUGGGAUAAGGUAGAACGAUGCAAUUACUUCUUGCAUAAUAUUGUGGCCACUGCGAAACGAGGUGAACCAGUAGAGGGUCGAUUGGUUAACUUUUUGUUGAGCGAUCCUACUUGCGACGGUGGCCAAUGGGAUAUGAUAGUAAAUUUAAUAACUAGACAUGGUGUCGUGCCGAAAACGUGUUUUCCUGAAUCUUACAGCUGUGAAUCCAGUGUACGAAUGAAUAGCUUGCUAAAAAGCAAGCUGAGAGAAUACGCAAAGGCAUUACGAGAUAUGAUUGAUAACGGCGCUUCCGACGAGAAGCUGAAAGAACGAAUAAACGAGCAAAUGACGGUGAUUUAUCGAAUAAUUGGCAUUUGUUUGGGUAUACCGUCCGAGAAGAUUACAUGGGAGUAUUACGACAAGUCGAAAACUUACAACUGUGUAGGACCUAUCACACCUUUGGAAUUUUACGAGACCUAUGUGAAACCGUACUACAACGUGAACGAUAAAGUAUGUUUGGUGACUGAUCCGCGACCGGGUAAUCCUUAUGGGAAAUUGUACACUGUAGACUGUCUGGGAAAUGUCGUGGGUGGGAAAACUACCCGUUACAACAAUCAACCGGUAGAAUUGCUGAUGAAAUUGUGUGCCGAGAGCAUAAAAGAUAACGAACCUGUUUGGUUUGGCUGCGAUGUUAACAAAAGAUUAAUUGAUAAGCACGGUAUUCACGAUAUAAAAACUUACAACUUUGAACUGAUGUUUGGUACUGACAUUCACGUCGGGCUUACAAAGGCCGAUAGACUGCUCUAUGGUGAUUCCAUGAUGGUACAUGCGAUGGCAUUUACAGCUGUCUCAAUAGACCGUGAUGGUAAGAUAAAGAAGUUCCGAAUAGAAAAUUCCUGGGGCGAGGAUCACGGUCUCAAGGGUUAUCAGGUAGUGAGCGUUGAUUGGUUCGCAGAGUUUGUCUUCGAAGCAGUCGUAGAUAAGAAAUACGUACCCGCGGACGUAUUGGCUGUAUUCAAUCAGGAACCAGUUAUUUUGCCCGCCUGGGAUCCCAUGGGCACGCUCGCUCAUUGAUGAUAAAGCAGAUUUAACUUACACAUUAUGGCAAGCUGGUUUACUUUGAACACAAAAUGAAAACUCCGGAAUAUAAAAAUGAGAAUUCAAGUUUCUAAUAAAAAUUUCAGGGACAGUAAUUGUACAAAACUAUGGAUAUUUUAUACUUUACAAGAGAAAGCAGUAGUAUUGAUAAGUAACUUCGUUAUUCUCACGAAUUGUAAAUCCAGUUUAUUGCAGUAUACGAGGGCCAAUGUUUAGUUCAACCAUCAAGACUGAGUAUAUGAGUUACCAUAUAUUUGAAAUCAUAAAAUAAAUAUCGUUACACGUGUGUGCGUGUGUGUAAAGCCGCAUUUUUCCGAUUGCGCAAGAGUGCUAUGCUGCACACAUUUCAGUUUUAGGCAAUAAUAUAUUGGUUUUGAACACUAUAUAUAUUUAUAAAUAAUAAAAUAAUCAUUAAUACUUUAACGUGAUAGAUUACAUCAGCCUCUUUCAUACAACUAAAAAGUAAGUAUAAAGAGACUAAACUAUUUUAUUGUCAUGUUACAUGCCUACGAUUUAAUUGUUAUUAAGUGCAGUGAAAUGUAUGGCGUAUUAUAAAAGCACUUGUCUCUUUGUGCAUGUUACUUUUAUAAUCCCAAAGCACACAUUAUAAGGUAAAGUAACACAGAGCAAUAUAUAUAUAUAUACAAUAUAAUAGAUAUAUAUAUAAUAUAAUAGAUAUA